AUGUUCGACAACUCUCAGAAUCUUAUCUUCAACGGGGGAGCCUUUUGGAACGUCAACGGCAGCGUUUGGCAGCACCAAGAAAGUCCCAGCUCGAAAGGCUUCGAGCUCCUUCGUCAGCAGAUAGCGCCAGGCGCCUUGCAUGACUCAGAGGAGAGAUACGACCCCCCGAAAUGCCACCCGCUCACUCGACAGGCCGUCCUCGACAAGCUGAUCGCAUGGAUUGAGGAUAUUGACAACGACAAGUUCGAGUCAUUUUGGCUAUACGGAUCGGCAGGGGUCGGAAAGUCAGCCGUCUUGCAGACGAUUGCAGAAUUUUUCUACGCGAAGGGCCGUCUCCUCGCCAGCUUCUUCUUCUCGAGGAAUUCCGCGACGAGGAACAACCGAUAUCACCUAAUCCCGACGCUUGCAUAUCAAAUCGCACUUUGUUCGCCCCAGCUGAAGGAACAUGUUGGCAACACCGUCCACAAAGAUCCCACCAUCUUCGAUCGUUCUCCCGAAGCUCAGCUGUGGGCGUUGGUGGUCGGACCCCUUCUAGAGGCUCGCAACCAACAAAUCAAUGUUCCAAUGUUGAUCAUCAUCGACGGCCUCGACGAGUGUCAUACCCCUGACGACCAGGUCAGUAUCCUCCGGGCAUUCACAAACACGCUGAAGGAGGAGUCCCUCGGCGUAAAACUCCUCAUUGCGAGUCGCCCAGAGCGGCUUAUUCGCGCUGCGUUUGAUAACGGCACUCUUCAGGAAAGGACACGCCGCCUGUCGUUGGACCACAAGUCAUUGCGCGCAUGGGAGGACAUCGAAGUCUUUGUCCGGCAUAAAUUUCUCGAAAUCAAAUCGACACACCCUCUGCGUCGCUAUAUUCCGCCGGAAUGGCCGUCGAAGGAAAAUAUCAACCUCAUCCUCAGCAAGGCUUCCAACACCUUUAUAUUACCAUCCGUCGUCAUGCGCUAUGUUGAAUCCACUCGCCAUCUGCCCGUGGAACGACUCAAGAUCAUCUGUGAGACAUCGAGGCAGGUAGACGAAAGACCCUAUGCAGAGCUGGACGCUCUGUACACCACGAUUCUGUCUGGUAUUGAACACAUCAAACCUAUUGUUGAGGUCCUUGGGAUGCUAAGUUUGCGCUCGCUAUCCAGGUCAUACAACUUGUUCCUUCGUCCAACUCUAUCCUUUUUCGCCAACUUCUUUCGGUAUCCAAUUGAGGAAUUGAGGUCCUCUCUCAUGGAUUUGAACUCCCUAAUUGACCUUGAAAUUGGGGAUGACGCCGAUAUCACAAUCUUCCAUGCCUCAUUCACGGAUUUCCUUACGGACAGGGGGCGCUCAAAGGAAUAUUUCCUUGAUGCCGGUUUGGUUCAUAGCCGUCUUGCCGUAUCCUGUAUCUCCCAUUGCGAUCUCAUUUUUCAGUUAGACCCAAAAAAUGAGCCAAGCAUUAUGAAGCAUGUUCGUCUCUACGUCUCCGACAACUUAACGUGGCACCUGAGGGAGGCUUCUCCCUCUCAAGCACUCUCAAACGCACUACUGAGCUUUGAUGCUACGUCAGUGCUUGCCUUCGACGGGUGGGAGACCACAGACAAAUUGUUUUUAUGUUCCUCAAUUGUUCACGCUAUUCGAGCCUCGCAUUUGCCAGAUGCAGACAGCUUAUAUGCACAGAAUGCGCAAUUCCUCGACGACUAUCUAAAGGGAAGGCACGAUUCGGACAUGCGACUAAGGGAUCUGGCUACGUUCACACUGUGGAACUUUAUGAGAGGAUAUGAUGGCAUCCCGAAUGGGGUCAGAAGGAAUACCUGCAUGUGGCGUCCAGUUCUACGUGAAUUGGGCGGUGCCGACAUGAACCCUCACACCCUGCACUUUAUGGCCCUCUCCGAUGCCUCUGACAUAAGGCCUCACCUAAGUCAACUGCUUUUCAAGCCUGGACAACCACUGGCAGGCGAGGUUCAUCCCGAUGGUUACCGGAUCUCGUUCUCAGAAUGGGACACGACGAGUUGA
Cyclocybe aegerita is the source of this 1977-nucleotide messenger RNA. The record is from the annotation of a GenBank genome assembly. Lineage: Eukaryota; Fungi; Basidiomycota; Agaricomycetes; Agaricales; Hemipholiotaceae.